Molecule: messenger RNA, 2256 nt
Organism: Anoplopoma fimbria (sablefish)
Lineage: Eukaryota; Metazoa; Chordata; Actinopteri; Perciformes; Anoplopomatidae
Gene: tmed8
Product: transmembrane p24 trafficking protein 8
Exons: 6
Coding region: 348-1157 (269 amino acids)
Cellular component (GO): Golgi membrane
Source: RefSeq, a predicted model, not a curated record
CAAUGACGUCACACUCAAAUCUCUGUGGAGGAGAUUCGCAGAUUUUCGUCAAACGCGGAAGUGUUGAAGUCAGGGUCUGUUUUUUCCUGUCAGGCAGAGAGCUCCGUCACAUGACUGCACCGACAUGGCCCGAGCUGCACCGUAGUACUGUUCACUCCAUCAACCCACCGGUGUGACGUUUAGGUGAGACACACGAAGCUUGUUCGCGGAUACUUUGUUCGCCUGCUCGACGGUGUUCGCCCGUGUUCGCUAACCAGCUAGCCUCCCCGCUACAGAGGCUGUUGCUGGGUAGAACAGCCGCACAUACCGCGACACUGACGUGAGCCUCUCUUUGUCCAUAUUGAGCCAUGGAGAGAGGAGAAGCUGCAUCAGAGCUCCAGUCGCGGCUGUCCUCCCUCUCCUUCUCCUCGUUCCCCGGGAUCACGUCCAAGCAGAGCGACAACAGACCGCUGGACAGGCUCCAGAGCACAGACCUCUCUCAAAGCUGCACCCAAUCCAAAAACCAAGCUGAUAUGGAGGAAACCAAGGGGGGAUCAGAGCAACAAUCUGAGGGUAAUGCAGCGGCCCCAGCAGAGCUGGCCCUGGGGGAAGGAGGCGAGGAGAGCAACCGUGCUGGGAGUUGUGAGCUCUCUGCUGAGAUGAAAGCCCAGAUGCCGCCCCUGAAGCCACCAACAACGUGGACAUCUGCUGCACUAAAGGAGCUGAAAGCAAAGCUUCGAACGGAGGACGACAGCGUGGUGACAGUUUACCGAGGCGACAUCAUGACAGUUCAUGUGCCCACCGUCCCUGAGGCCAGAAAAGUGUGCUGGGAGUUUGCCACCGACAGUUAUGACAUUGGCUUUGGCAUAUAUUUUGACUGGACUCCUGUCACAAGCCGGUCUAUCACUGUGCACAUCAGCGAGUCAAGUGAUGACGAAGAUGAAGAGGAGGAGCUGGAAGGGCCUGUCAGUAACGGAGACGUUGAGAAGGGCUCCAAGGCUCAAAGCAACUCAAACUUGGCCGAAAUCUUGCCUGUAUACCGCCAGGACAGUCACACUUCCGUCCAGGGGGGGAGCCACGAUUUUCCAGGUGAAGGCACUUACCUCCUGAAGUUUGAUAACUCCUACUCACUAUGGCGAAAUAAAACUCUUUACUACAGAGUCUAUUACAGUGCCUGAGAUGGCAGAUUAUGAAUGUAGAGUUUAAAGAAGUAUACUACUUGUAAGACCAAUGAACUAUUUUUGAUUCCAUACUUGGAAAAAGAUAAAGUUAUAAUGUAAAAGUUUAAAUAAAGGCAUAUCUAUUUUUAGCACUAUCAGCUUGUGUUCCCACAUGUUGAAUUCACAAUCAGAUAGUUUUGAAUGCAACAUUUGCUCCGAUGUCUUGCUGAUAGAUAUUUGAAGAACCCUUGCAUAUGUGCCAUGUCCCUGUUUAUGCACUGUACUAGUUGGUCAAGUGCCCGCCAUUAAACAUUAAUUGUCUUCAGCUGUGACAUUUCUAUGGUAGCAGUGAUCAGGGAACACCUGCACAGAAUUAAUUUCACCAGGCCAGGUGCUUAAUCAGCAGUGCUCUAAAGAAAUACAUUUUUCUGUUGUGGUGUGUGUGUACUGUAAGCGUGCACCUUCUAUGAUUAUGUUGCUUUGUUGUUGUUACGUGUAUUUAUCCUUCUGCUUUGUAUUGUAACUUAUUUUUUUAUCUGUGUCAAACUAUAUUGCGUAAUAAUGGAGAAUAUAAUUAUAUAAUUCAAAUUCUGUGCACAGAGUUGUCUACUGUCAUAGUGGUGUGUUGGUUAAAGAUAUAAGUUGAAUGUACUGAAGCAAGUGGUAAUAGUUUACCAGAGUGCUUUUUAUGACACAAAUAAAAGCCAUCCCUUAUCACACAAAGCUCUUAUGUAAUAUGGUUUCAAUAUUUACAGUUGCCUUCCCUCCCUUUUUAAUUUGCUGUUUCAGACGUAGCGAGCGGUUGUGAUAUUUCAUCUACACGCAUUUUGUGCACAGAUCUAUGUAAAUAAAGGUCUGUGUUAGUUUUUGGAUUUCCUCUGUGCUUUCUGUAUGCUUUUGAUUAUGUUGCCUUAUUCCUUCCAGUUUCUAAAACCGUUGAGUUUCUACCACACUCACUGGUGCGCAUGUUCCCAAAGAUGUCUCAGAUUUGGCUGCUAAUGCCGUAUUCAAUGUAAAGCAACUGGUUUGAAGCUUCUCAUGUCUGCUGAACUGUACCUUUUACUGUAAGUCAUGAUGACAUUUGUUCCUGAAAUUUAUAUUCCACAAUAAAGAGAAG